Capsicum annuum is the source of this 2375-nucleotide messenger RNA. RefSeq names its product very-long-chain aldehyde decarbonylase CER3. The transcript has 12 exons. The record is from RefSeq and is a predicted model, not a curated record. NCBI's taxonomy places the organism in Eukaryota, Viridiplantae, Streptophyta, Magnoliopsida, Solanales, Solanaceae. Gene Ontology annotation, molecular function: oxidoreductase activity; iron ion binding. The coding region runs from base 223 to 2175 and encodes 650 amino acids. Gene Ontology annotation, biological process: lipid biosynthetic process.
UAUACUUAGUACUUACACUUCUCUAAAGUUAAAAGAGUGUUAAAGUAAAAACAAGAAGUAGAUAAGGGAAGUGUUGUAGGAUCCAAUAAAGAGGAGUUUCUCCUCCCCUUUACUUUUUGUCUUCAUUUCCAUAUUGGUCUUUCUCUAUAUAUAUACCGUUUGUCAAUCAGUUGGGAUACUGUUAUAUUCUUUAUUUGUUUUAAAAACAAUUGAUAUAGUAACAUGGAGAAACAGGAUGAGGGAGUUCAAGUAGUGGAAGAUGGAAGAAAAACAGAUGCAGCUUUAUUUUCUUGGCCAUGGAACAACUUUGGAAAUUACAAGUAUUUGUUGUAUGGACCGUUUCUUGCGAAGUUUAUACAUUCUAUGUACUGGAAAGAGAGCAUGGAGGAUGUUUGGUGCUUGCAUAUUCUUAUCUUGUGUGGUCUGAGAGGUCUAGUUCAUCAGCUAUGGAGUACUUAUAGUAAUAUGUUGUAUCUAAAUCGCAGACGAAGGGUGUCUCAGCAAGGCAUAGAUUAUGAGCAAAUUGAUAAUGAAUGGCAUUGGGACAACUUCCUUAUCCUUCAAGCGAUUGUGGGAACGUUCGCCUACUUGAACUUUCCUUCACUGGCAAAUCUUCCCCUCUGGGAUGUAAGAGGGUUUAUUUCUUGCCUCAUACUUCAUGUAAUGAUCUCAGAGCCACUGUUCUAUUGGAUGCACAGAUUCUUGCAUUCCCCUCAUCUCUUUCCGCUAUACCACUGGUAUCACCACGGGUCUAAAGUUACACACCCCUUUACCGCUGGGAAUGCAACAUUUCUGGAACAUCUGUUGCUCUGUGUGAUUGUUGGAAUUCCGACCCUGGGCACUGCAUUUAUUGGUUACGGAUCAAUAAGUGUUAUGUACAGUUAUAUUCUGGCGUUUGAUUUCUUAAGAUGUUUGGGACACAGCAAUGUCGAAAUCUUUCCUCAUAGCCUCUACCAACGCGUUCCACUACUUAGAUAUGUUAUCUACUGCCCGACAUACCACAGUCUACACCAUCAGGAAAUGAACACAAAUUUCUGCCUCUUCAUGCCUCUAUAUGAUGUGUUGGGAAAUACUUUAAAUGCAGCUUCUUGGAGCCUUCAAAAAGAAAUAAGUUCAAGGACAAUUUCUGAAGUGGUUACUCUUCAUGACGGUACAGCUGAAAGAGCACCAGAUUUUGUGUUUCUUGCACAUAUUGUUGAUAUUAUGUCAUCAAUGCAUGCCCCAUUUGUGUUCCGGUCAUUCAGUUCAGUCCCUUUCUCCACACAGCUCUUCUUGUUACCGAUGUGGCCUUUUACCUUUGUGGUCGUGCUUACUAUGCGGUUGAAGUCCAAGACUCUUUUGUUCAGUUCUUACAAUAUAAGGGGAAGAGUCAACCAAACUUGGGUUGUGCCCAGGGCUGGUUUUCAGUAUUUCUUGCCCUUUGCUGCAGAAGGCAUAAAUAAGCUCAUUGAAGAAGCUAUUCUUAGCGCUGACAGAAUCGGUGUUAAGGUCGUCAGCCUGGCUGCAUUAAAUAAGAAUGAAGGUUUAAAUGGUGGUGGAGCACUCUUUGUCAACAAGCAUCCGAAUCUCAGAGUCCGAGUAGUCCAUGGAAACACCUUGACAGCUGCUGUGAUGUUGAAUCAGAUUCCUCGAGAUGUAAAUGAGGUCUUCUUAACAGGUGCUACUUCUAAGCUUGGAAGGGCCAUUGCACUCUACCUUGCUCGUAGAAGAGUCAGGGUUAUGAUGCUCACUCAGUCCACUGAGAGGUUCAUGAAAAUUCAAAGAGAAGCUCCAGCUGAGUGCCAGAAGUAUCUGGUUCAAGUGACAAAGUACCAAACAGCUAAAAAUUGCAAGACUUGGAUUAUUGGUAAAUGGUCUACCCCUAGACAGCAGAGCUGGGCUCCAUCAGGAACUCACUUUUAUCAGUUUGUGGUCCCUCCUAUCAUUCCCUUUCGCAGAGACUGUACCUAUGGCAAGUUAGCCGCAAUGAAACUUCCAAAAGAUGUCACUGGUUUAGGAACUUGUGAGUAUACAAUGGGAAGAGGCAUAGUUCAUGCUUGUCAUGCGGGUGGGCUAGUUCAUCUUCUUGAAGGUUGGACACACCAUGAGGUUGGAGCUAUCAAUGUUGAUCAGAUUGAUGUUGUGUGGGAGGCUGCGUUAAAGCAUGGUUUGAAACCUUUGUAUAAUUCAACAUAGUGAUACUAUUUGUCUCUUUUUCUUCAAAGCACACCUUCAUAACCUAAAUGGUUUGGAGAUGUAGCAAAGUGCACAUAGAAAGUCUUCUAAAGAUUCUUUCACAAGUCAAUGCUUCAUUAUAUGUGAAUCUAUUUGUUAUCAAACAAAAGUGUAAGCCUGAUGAGGAAAAUAAGAUAUAUAUCAUUGUACUUCCCGCAAAA